AUAAAAUAAAAUAAAGCAAUAAAAUUCUGUAACAAAAGUAGAUACAUAUAUGUAGUUGGGCUUCUCUCUCUUCUCUCUCUCAUAUCUUUCAGAGAGAUGAAGCUCCUAUAAAAAUUUCUGGCAAUUUAUUGUCAGUUUUUUGUUUCCGGUUAAAUCCGGCUUAUCUUUCUCACCUUUGUGUGAGUUUUUCUUGGCUUUUAUAGCUAUUUUCUUUAUUUUUGUUUUUUUUUUCUUCCUUUUGCAGAGACAAGAGAUCUCUUUCAUGUUAAGGAGAUCUAAGCCGAGUGGUAGUUCAGAGAUUUUGAUCAUCAGAGUGCUCGAUUCAAAUCAAGAGGAGAGUAAAUCCUCAUAUCCCUUUGAUGCCAUAUGCUUGGCAAAGGAUGAAGGUUUCUCCUUAAAGUUUGUAAAUCGUGAUGAGUGGAACACAGUGGCUGGUGAAGAAUAGGUUAGGAGAGCGUGUUUUGCGACUAAUCUAAUAUCUCACUUUCUCACAUCUUCCGGGAAUUAAUAAAUCUGAAGAUUCAAGUUCUCUGAUUUCUUCAUACUCGGAGAAAGCUGCAAAAGACCUUGGUGAAUUUGGAGUCAAAGCUGAAAUAUGAUGGAUCCCCUUUGUUAUUAAGGUGAUUUGUUGUUCGUAAAAAUCAUGAUCUGUUCGUGUUUCAGUUCUGGUCUGAAAGCGGUGAUGAGUCGGUGGAGCGUUCAUCCACACCAUCGUAUGCAUCUACACGUGUGUAGCAUGUGUCCCUUAUUGACCCAUUUUACUUUUUUGAUUAUACUAUCUUAUUGGGUUAAUUGGGUUUAUUAUUAUGUAUGGCUCCUUACACCAUGUAUCCCUUUAUGGGCUUUAAACAUCUAAUGAAAAGAAGAUAAGUUGACGACAAAAAAAAAAAAAAAAAGUAGAUACAUAUUAGAGUCCGGUUAUCUACGGUUUAAGAAUGGUUAAGAAGCAAUUGCGGUCACCUGUUUCGGUUUCUUAUUGUGGCGUGGCCGCGUGGGUUGGUAAAACCGACAAAAUACGGAUGAGAGCACAUAUCUUAAACCGAACAUAACCGGGCUUGUAAAAUUUUAUUUGCGAUUUGUGGCGAUUCCGUUUAGAUCGCAUAAACGUUGUGCACGACAAAAGUUUCUAUCUUUCUCUUCAUCUCCCAGCCAACUAAUAAUAAUCCCGACAAAGAUCUCUCCUUUUUCCCUUCUGGUGUCUUGGUCGCUCUCUGGAGGCUCUCAGCAUCUUCGUUUCGUUGGGAGGAUGCGUUAGAAGAGAGUCUCCUUGAACUCGAAUCGCCAAGACUCUAUUGACUGGCCAUGGCUGCUGAUACAACAGCUUCAAGUUACUGGUUGAAUUGGAGGGUUCUCCUCUGUGCAUUAAUCCUCCUAGCCCCACUAGUUUUAGCGGCAAUUCUGAUUUGGAGAUAUGAAGGCAAGAGAAGACAGCGCGAGGGCCAGCGAGCAUUACCUGGGACAUUGUUCCAAGACGAAGCUUGGACCACAUGUUUUAAAAGGAUCCACCCUCUUUGGUUGCUUGCCUUUAGAGUAUUCUCAUUUGUUGCAAUGCUGUCUCUGCUCAUCUCCAAUGUUGUGCGUGAUGGAGGCGGCAUAUUUUACUUCUAUACUCAGUGGACAUUUGCUCUUGUUACACUCUACUUUGGGUAUGCUUCCUUGUUAUCUAUAUAUGGAUGCUGCGUCUACAAUAAAAAAGCUGGUGGAAACAAGGAGAGUUAUACAAGUAUAGGUGAUGCAGAACAAGGCACUUAUAGACCACCAAUAACCCUUGAUGGGACGGCAAACACGUCUAAAUCCCCCAAUACACAUUCAGAAGCACCUGUCAGAGAAACAGCUGGGUUUUGGGUUUACAUCUUUCAGAUCCUUUUCCAAACUUGUGCAGGUGCUGUUGUGUUAACAGAUAUCGUGUUUUGGGCGUUACUCUACCCGUUUGCUAAAGGUUAUAGACUGAGUUUUCUUGAUGUUUGUAUGCAUUCUCUCAACGCUGUUUUCCUCCUCGGUGACACAAGCCUCAGUUCCUUGCGGUUCCCACUGUUUCGGAUCUCUUACUUUGUACUUUGGAGCUGCAUUUUCGUGGCUUACCAAUGGAUAAUCCAUGCCUUCAAGAACUUAUGGUGGCCAUACCAAUUUCUUGAUCUGUCUUCACCAUACGCACCCUUAUGGUACUUGGGAGUGGCAGUGAUGCAUAUACCAUGCUUUGCAGUUUUUGCUUUGGUCAUAAAGCUGAAGAAUUACUUGCUACAACGUCACAACUCGUGAAAGUUUUGGUUGCCAUGAAUUCAAUUUUCAUAUUCCAUCUGUUGAGAUUCUUGUUCACUAGAGGAUUAGAUAACACACAUAUGGGGAGACAAAGGUCAUGGUCAAGGUCAAAGUCAAGUUGAAAGUCAAACCCUCUUUGUAGAUAAGAGGCUAGCCAGAAGAAAGAAGAGUGAUCCAAAAUAUCCAACACUCCAAAACGUCUACUGAGGUUUUGUUAAAUCGUGUAAGGCUAUAUACAAGUCUCUUUAAUAUACGUGAUACAAAUUGUUGUAAAGAUUGUACAAACAAUUACGGGGGUAUAUUUUUUUUUCUUCAAAUAUAAAAAAGUGGUUUAAUAUA
Messenger RNA from Capsella rubella, 2598 nucleotides. RefSeq lists its product as uncharacterized. Gene Ontology annotation, cellular component: membrane. NCBI's taxonomy places the organism in Eukaryota, Viridiplantae, Streptophyta, Magnoliopsida, Brassicales, Brassicaceae. The record is from RefSeq and is a predicted model, not a curated record. Bases 1303 to 2259 code for a protein of 318 amino acids. The transcript is spliced from 9 exons.